AUUAACCAUGUGAAGUGCCAGCUGAAGUCCAAACUCAAAUGUCCAUGACGGAAUGAAUCAAAGUGAAAGUGAAAUACUAGAGAUUUAUUUACAAAAGUUCAUCUAAAAGGCACAGCACAGAAUAAACUCAUAUCGGCAAACAGAUAUUACACAUUCCUGACGUACUACUUAGCCGAGUCAUUUGUAAUUCUUAUAGCAUCAAUAAUGUCUUGUGAAGAAUUAACCUCUAAAAUGAAAAUGGCUCGACAAAAUGGUAUUGUGCAACCCUUACUCACUGAUCUAUAUCAAAUCACAAUGGCUUAUGCAUAUUGGAAAUCAGGAAAAGUAAAUGAUGUAGCAGUUUUUGAUUUGUUUUUUCGGACCAACCCAUUCCAGGGUGAAUUCACUAUAUUUGCUGGACUUGAAGAAUGUCUGAAGUUUUUAGUAAACUUUCAUUAUUCAGACAGUGAUAUUGAGUAUCUGAAACAAACAUUACCAGAUAACAUUGAGCCUGAAUUUUUUGCAUAUCUCAAGGAUUUAACUUGUAAAGACAUAAAAUUAAGUGCUAUUGAAGAAGGCUCUGUUGUUUUUCCUAGAGUACCCUUGUUAAGAGUGGAAGGUCCAUUAAUAAUCGCUCAAUUAAUAGAGACGACCUUAUUGACCCUGGUUAACUUUGCAAGCUUAAUGGCGACUAACGCCGCGCGAUACAGGAUGGUGGCUGGCAAAAACGUGUCACUGCUGGAGUUCGGAUUACGCAGGGCACAAGGGCCCGAUGGUGGACUCUCUGCGUCAAAAUAUGCAUACAUUGGCGGUUUCGACGGAACAAGCAACGUAUUGGCUGGAAAAUUCUUCGACAUACCAGUGAAAGGGACGCAUGCACAUUCUUUCGUGACCUCAUUCAGCAGUCUGGACGACAUACAUUCAGUGACGUUGAGGCACGCGGAAACGGAGGUCCCAUACAAUUUACUGGAGCUCUCAACCGAGUGGAGGAAACGAGUAUCAGCCAUCGUUGAUAUCUCGCCCGAAGAGGCCAGCGACGGCGAACUAGCCGCACUUAUUUCAUACGCCAUAGCCUUCCCAACAGGUUUCCUGGCACUAGUGGAUACUUACGAUGUGAAGAGGUAUAAUAUUCAAGGCUUACCGUCACGACACAGGCAGCAUAUGAAUGGGCAUUCUGGCUACAAUAGCAACUGUGGAUCCAAUGAUACUAGACUACUAAAAUCACCGAUACAUAGUACAUAUGGAUAUAGCACGGUCGAACGCACACUGAGGAGUGGUUUACUCAACUUCUGCGCUGUGGCCUUAGCAUUGAAUGACUGCGGAUACAGAGCGGUUGGCAUCCGCAUAGACAGUGGAGAUUUGGCGUAUUUGUCAGUGCUGGCAAGAGAAUCGUUUGAUCAAAUCGCUGAGGCCUUCAAACUACCCUGGUUCUCUAAACUAACAAUCGUGGCCUCGAAUGAUAUCAAUGAAGAAACGAUAUUGAGCUUGAAUGAACAGGGCCACAAGAUAGACUGUUUUGGUAUUGGAACACAUUUAGUCACUUGCCAACGUCAGCCAGCUCUUGGAUGUGUGUACAAAUUGGUGGAAAUAAAUGGACAACCGCGCAUUAAACUGAGUCAAGAUGUAGGAAAAGUCACUAUACCGGGUCACAAAGAGGCUUAUCGAUUAUUCGGUGCGGACGGCCACGCCCUCAUAGACUUGCUGCAAAGGUCCUCAGAGCCAGCGCCCGAGGUCGGCCAGAAGGUGCUCUGCCGGCAUCCGUUUCAAGAGUCGAAGAGAGCUUACGUCAUACCGAGUAAAGUGGAACACCUGUAUAAGGAAUGCUGGAAAGACGGCAACGUCUGCAUAAAACCAAAACCUUUAUUAGAAGUCCGCGCGAGGGUGCAGUCUUCGCUGCGCACACUGCGACAAGACAUCAAAAGGAAUUUAAACCCUACUCCUUACAAGGUGGCUGUCAGUGAUGAUCUAUAUUGCUUCAUUCACGAUUUGUGGCUUCAAAACGCACCCAUCGGGGAACUAUCUUGAAAUUAGUCUUAAGAUUAAAUACUAGCAGUUGAAUAUGAAACCCAAUACCUAUUGAACCUUACGAACAAAUAGCAAUGAGAUGUUUUUGAAGCAUUGCAAACAAAUAAAGCAGAAGGUUUCACGGGUCCUAAUCUGAAAAUGUUAUUAUGUUCUAUAUUGGUGUUGAUUCUAUUGCAUACUUCUAUUGAAUGAAAAAUCAAAAUAAAAUAAAAAAAUGUCUUUAGUUUUGUAAUUCUAGCAGUUAAAUUUAUUAUAUGAUUGUGAAAUAAAUUAUAUAAGAUUAUAUAUCUGUUGAAGUUUUAAUUGAUAUAAUGAAAAUAUUUUAACAUCCUCUUGUUUGAAUAAAGUAUUAUUAUGAAACAUGUUUAUGAAAGAACUAUUUUGAUAUUGCAUUUAAAGCCGUAGUUUUCUUUUUUUUUACUAAUAUUGUUAUCUAAUGGCUGCUCCUAAAUACGUCCAUAAAUUUUAAUGCUGCUCUAAAUAUAAGUCUGGUUUUGCCUUAUUUUAAUGUUAUCGCAAAGACAGUGACAGCAUCAACAUUUAAGUUAAUUUACUUCAGACGGUGUGUCCGUCUAUAAGUUACGAUUGUUUAAUUAACCAAUUAUUGUUAGUUUGUUACUUUACUGAACAGAGAGAGAGGUUUCUGCAGAUUAUUUUAAAGAGUAUGCGAUAGAAUUGACUUCUACAAAAUACCAAGUGCCAUUUAUAUCACAACACGCGUGAAACGCUUUCAGUACCCGGUUCUUGCUUUAGGGUACAGCUGAAUUCAUUAAAAUAAAAUUGGCCUUCGCAAUGAAACAAUGUACCAAAGUUAAUUUUAGUACUGUAUUUGCACCUCUUUUAUGGAGUGAAUCACUAAAAAAAAUAUGUGUUGUAUUUUCGCAAAUAUCCUUGCACUUCUGUGAUCGAUUAACGGCUAAGAGAUUAGUGUCUUUCUUUUAUAUUACUCUGAAUUAAUAAAAUAACUCUUAUUUGAAGAUUGCUAUUCAAGUUUAUUGCAAUGUCGUUUCUGAAUAUUUUUGUGUGUCGCGUUUGACGUACAUUACAUGUUCCAUCAUUAAAAUCAAUCAUAAAUUACUUAUGAAGUAUUAAAGUACAUUCUUUUGCGAAAUCUCUAAUUUGUUUUGUUCCUUAUUCAAAAACGAAUUGUUCUUAUUAUUUGACACAAAAUAUUUUCCACGUGUAUAAUGUUUCGCUUUGAAGAACUUAAACAUUGAUUAAUUAAUAUAAAACAUGUUAUAUAGCUAUACUUAUUAUAAAUAAUUGUUUUUAUUUAAACUAGUCAAACUUUAUUUAGUAUAUUGGGUUUUCAUUAUAGAAAUAACUGUAACGGUAGCUCUAAAAGGAAUCGAAUUCAUAUUGUCAUUAUGAUUUAUAUUUUAAAUAUAGUGAUCUGUCCAUUCUUAAUAUUGUUGCAUUCCUGGGUAGGUAUUUAAUUAUAAGUAACUAUUCGACCAAAAACAACGAUCACACUUCAAAGUGGUAACUUUUUUAUGUUAUAUUUUUAUAAGGAAAAUAAGUGUGAAUGUGUUUUAAUCACUGCCUAAAACGGUAUAACAUUUUCCAAUAUCAAUAGAGUAGGUACACAAUAGUGCAUUUAGUUCAACAUUAUAUGUGUAUGAUAACUUUUUUUUAUAUUGUUACUAUUGUUUACUUAUGUCCAGUAUUACGGAUAAUGAAUAAAUAUAUUGUAAAACUAACAGUGAUUAAGUGAACAAAAAUUAAACCUAAAUCCUCAAGAGUGAAAUGCUUUUGCAACCCUUUUAAUAUGUAAGUUUAAUUCUGUUUAAUAUAUUAAUUCUAUGAGCACUUAUGUUUAUUUAUUACUUAUUUUUUAAACAGUUUGUUAUGGUGUAAGAAAGAAGUUAAAAUAUGUUUAGUGGUAGGUUAGCGCUUUGUUAUUUGUUUUCUGUAUGAUAAAAAUAUUUAUACGUACAUUUCGACUAUAGUCUAAAAGAAAAAAAUGUAUUUUUGCAAUAUUUCAAUAUGAUCAUGAUUUUGUACAAUUAUAUAGCUACAAAGAGUUAUUACAAGUUUUAAUUUAAGAUUGUUCUUUCCUGUGUGCAAUUUAAAUACGAACUUAUUUACUGAACGCAUUAAAAAUAAUCGAAGGCAUAUAAUGUAAAAUGGCAUUUAAUGAUUUAUAAAGGCCGAAACAGACUUUUGAAACGCCACGCGAUGCGUAUUUUCUAUGAUCAGUGUGUGCGCAUCGCGUUGAAUCGGAUGUUCCUAAUGUGAUUCUGAUCGUAGAAAAUAGUACAUUUGAUUUGACUUAACACGCGUCGCGUUGCGCCGCGUGUCGAAAAGAAAAGUAUGUUUAGGCCUUUAGAUGUUCCUUUUUCUUUUAAUAGGGAUUAGUCUAAUGAAGAGUACACUUAUUUUAAAGAUUAUGUUUAACGCUUUUUAAUUAUUUCUGUUAUACGCACACACAUAUGCAUUAAGCUGCAGGAGUUCUAAAUAUUCACAACAAAUGUCAGAAAACUAUUAUUUGGAUUCCUGACAAUUUAAAAUUUAUACAUGUAUAUAUAUAUAUUUGUAUAACAAUAUACCAAAUUUAUUACAAUGUUUUGAGAUGUUUUGUCUCCAGGGGGUCUAAAAAUAGCGAAAUUUGGAAACAUUAAAAUAAGAAGUUUUAAUUGAAUUCUUAAAUUUGACAUUUAAUGACGUUUCAUCAACUCUGUCAAAUCGAUAUGUCAUUUCAUACCAAGUUCGUGUAAAAAUAUCUUAAUAAUGAAAGGCUAUUCCCCUUAGGGUGCUAUUAUCGGUCGAUAAUACCCUAUAGGUGAGAACCUUUAUUAUUUGAAAAACUAAUAUAGCUACCUAUUAUGAAUCUUUUAUUAAACAUGAAAUUCACAAUUUUGGUUCCCCAGGUUCAUAGACAAAAUUUUUGUGGAUUAGCUAUUUAUGUAUACUCGUAAAAUAAUAAUUUAUAAAAAAACAAUAUAAUCGUGUUGUGAAAAGUAAAUAGAUAUUUUAUUAUAAUAUUGUAUAGAAGCACAGAUCGAUUAUAUAAAUAAGUACUUUUUACUUUUAAAGUUCUUUGGUAUUAAGUUACUAAAUACAUAAUACACACAAAUACACCAUCAUUACCCCGGAAACACUGAACCAAUUUCAGAAAUUUCACAACAAAAGUUACGGGCGUUGGCGUUAAUAGGCUAGUUGACUCAUGUCAAGUGUAUUAAAUAAAUGUUUAUUUCUUAGAGUAUUUGGUCUAAAAAACCUAAAUAUAUCGAUUUCACUUCAUAUAAGCAGAAGAUUACUGUAGAAAUUUAAUUUAAAAAGAUAAUUUUUAGUCUAUACUUUUUGAACACUAAAAACGCUGUUCGCCAAAUCCGCCAUGAAUGUGACGUGUCUUUGGUAGUAAAAACACAUAAAUGUCAUUCGCGUGUUACUGUGGGUGGAUUCUUUCGUCUGACUAAAUUUAUUUCAAAACUGAUAAUAAAUGAAGAGACUUAAAAUAUUAUUCAAUGAGUAUUUAAAUCAAAGUGAUUUUCGCAAAAAUAAAUUUUACUAUGAGUCGAUAAAUUUGCAGAAUCCCUUUUAGGAAGUUCUAACCAGGUAUUGCGUAGGUUAAUUUCUUUCGGCACUUUAAUCCAGAGCUUUCCUGGAGUCUUCAAGGAUGUGUUUUUACAUUCUCGUACAAUACAAUAAUGAUAAAUUACUAUAUUUUUCGUGGUAUUUAUUAGAAAUCAUGUUUUUUUUUAAUUAUAAACUCAGUUCAGUUAUUUUCUACGUGCUUACGAGUUUUUGUUUACUACCGGUUGACGUUUUUGUAUGUCCAUGAAAAGUCAAUUUUUAAAUUAAAGAUUUGUAGCUUUCUAGGUUCUCAAUAAAAUACAAUACAUUUUUUUUCGGUCUAAUAGAACAUUUAUUAACUGUUUAAAACCUCUUUCCAAAAAGGGUCAACUAGCCUAUUUAAUUCAGUUUUUUGUACAGAAAACUUCUUUAGUAUCAUUGUGAUUUGAGAUUCGAUGAAACAGAAGUAGAGUAUUUUACACAAGAUAGGUAUCCGUAAUUCUAACUGCCUAGUAUAAAAGACAGACAGCCGAAUGGUAACGUUCUUGGGGUCGACACCAAAUGAUCGGUGGUUGGAUCCUGAGGACGGUAUUCUUUUUGUUUUUUUUUUUAUCUUUAAUGAGUUAUUAUUUAUUUUCGAAACAAUAAAGUACCAUAGAAUAUUUAAAAUUGCCCAGUAUUUUACAAUACUUGUUAAAUAGUUAAUAAUAGACGUUUGGUUGUUUAUUAAAACAGGUUUUCUUUUUAACACUAAUCCUUACCUUUCCAAUGUUUACAAUUUUUGUACCCAAGAUAAGAAAAUCAUAACAACAGAAAUGAAAUAAAAAUAGCUGAUUACAAAUAAAGCCGCGGGUUAGUUUUUGAUUGUAACGCUAAUAAAACUAUGAUCUUUUCACAUCCCUGACACGGGUAAAUCUUGAGGAACAUGUGGAUAUAUCACUCUUUGAGAUUAAAAGGCAUCACAACAACCAUGGUGUUUUCUAAACGUGUAUGUAUUAUACGUUUGUAGACAUUUUUCAUCAUAUUUAUAAUAAAAUUCUUCAAAUAUGCCGAAAACUUAUGCAGGAUAUUGUCGCGAUUAUCAAGAAAAAGAAAGGGGAAAAAGUGUUAAAAAGGCAGCAAAUAAGGUACAAUUCAUUUCCGAUCAGCUUGAUCCUUUGGCUUUGCGUAGGGAUGUAGCUUCGCUCUGCAUCUUCCAUCGCAUUUAUCACGGGGAGUGUUCGGAGGAAUUGUUCGGAUUAAUUCCAGCUGCUGCAUUUCGCCAUCGUGCAUCGCGACAAAAAUUUCAUCCCCAUCAUCUUGAUGCGUGGCUAUCCACAACCGUGCGUUUUUGUCGAAAUUUUUCACCACGUACGACAAAACUGUGAAAUAUAUUGUCGCCAACAGUGUUUCCGGACCAAUACGACCCAAAAACCUUCAAAAAAAGAGCGUACUCACUCCUUAAAGGCCGGCAUCGCAUUUGUGAUACUCCUGGUGUUGCAAGUGUCCAUGGGCGACGGUGAUCACUUACCAUCAGGUGAGCCGUCUGCUCGUAUGCCCCCUAUUAACAUACAAAAAAAAAACGCAAUGGGCUGCAGGCGACAACCGCAGGCGACACUGCUGCUGACCGUGCAUUAUAUGCAUUGUGCAGCUGCAUCUCGUGUUUUGUUAUUUAGAAUCGCAAUCUCGCGGGGCCCUGGGUGCGAUCCCGGGUCGGGUCAACUUAGAAAAUUAACUUUUAUUUAUUUCCGCAGGUCUAGCUGAUUGUUGUAUCGUAUUUUUUCCGAUUUCCUUGAUACAAAAGCUUUAGCUAAAUAAUUUUGAAUAUCAACUAUGUAUGUGAUGUUUUACAAUAUUUAUUUAUUUUGAUACCGUAUAUUAUAUAUGCGGUUGUUAAUAGUUUAGUUCUUGGUCAUAAUCGUUAGAUAGCUUCUAUCUUAUCUUCAUAAAUUAAGUAAAUAUUUACUUAUUUUUUUAGUGCCGCCAUCUAAGAUCGCGAAUAUGCAAAAAUUUUCUAUACGGUUACUGGUAGUGUUUUUGUAAUCAAUCAACCCCACAAUCUCGCUAGGUAUCGGGAUUGGGUCAACUUAUAAAAUUAACUUUUUUUUAUUUUCUCGGGUCUAACUGAAUAUUUUAUCGUAGUUUUUUUCUGAUUGCCUUGAUACAAAAGCUUAAUUUAGCAUUUUUUUAAUCGUAAUAUUAUGUAUAAUAAUAUGAUAUUGUACAAUAUUUAUUUAAUUUUGAUAUGUUAAUUACAGUUUCUAUCUAAUCUUUGUAAAAUAUGUAAAUAAUUUGUUUUUUUAAUUCGUUUUAGUGCUGCCAUCUAUCGACAAAUUAAGCAUUUUCUAAUACGAUUACGGCAGUGCUUUUAUAGCUAGCAUAUAAGCAUGCGUGCUUUAAAUUAUCUAACCUUUAAAAUAGUAUGCUUAAAAUUCCUUAGAUGGAGCGCGCGAUCGCAAGUACAUUUAUGAAACUUGAAGUCGUAUAAAGCUUAUUUUUGUUUGCGAAAAAUAUAAGUUAAACUAAAUAGUAUAUUAAUGUUUCAAUUAGUUUAAUGAUGUCUUUAAACAUAACGCACAUUUGUUUUUUUUUCUUUUAUUAACCUAUUUUUUUUUCGAAACAAUUUAAGUACAAAAUAUUUAAUUUUGACCUAGAGAGUUGCAUUUUAACACAGGUGUUGUCUUUAAGACGUCCCUAGUCGUGAAAGACUUACGUGUUCACAUUUCUGUAGGUUUAACUUCUAUCGCAUGUGAUCAGCACAUGUUGGUUGUUUUUGUAAUAAGGUUUAAUUUAUAGUUUCACCGCCAUAAACCCGACCCUCUUGAUGGUCCGCGGGAUGCGGGGCGGCGCGGGCGGGUGUGCACGGGUAUACACGGCAUUACGGCGCGGCGAGAUAUCACAUGAUAUUUAAAUCUUCGUGUUGUUAAUUCAAAAGUGUUAGUGUUUGUAUUAGGUACAUAACGAAUGAAUUUGUGUAAUAAUUUGGUUCUCAUAAAAAAUAGUUUAAAAGGUAAGAUUAUUCCGACGACGCAUUCCUGAAAAGGAUGCUGAGGAUGAUAUUCCGGAAUAAUGAUUCUGACGACGCAUUCCUGAAAAGGAUGCGAAACGUCAAUAAAUAAAUAAAUUCACUGCAUAUGCACCCGUUAAAACUGUUUUAUUUAAUAAGUGACGUGCGUGAAAACCUAAGAAACAAAUAAAUAGUCUCUUACUUUGUGAUAUGUACCUAAAUUUAUUUCAAAGAAAUACCUAGUCUUGCAAUAAAAAUUUUUAGAACAAUAAUAUAUUUAUUUCAUUCCCUACAUUUAAUCUGUGAUUGACUUCUUACAUUUUUAUUUCGUAUUCUCGGUAAUAUCAUGUUUGUUGUGUGCAAAGCCGAAAUUGAUGUCAUAUGUAGCCGAGACAAGACUGCAACCGCGCGAGCUCUGACGUUAAACGUCUAUUGAUUGGUCGAGCGCAAGCGCAUCUCCCUCCCGCGCCCGCAGCGUGUCAAUUAUGCUUUAGAGAUUUAAUCCUAAUGUGAUGUCAAUAUGAUGUUGAUGCCAAGUUGAUAUUGUUUUUAAAUGGUAUUAUGAAACAUUCCUAUGUCACAUCAAGAUCAUAUCAAUAUCACGUAAUGUGAAAUUGACAUCAAAAUAACAUCACAAUUAGCGAGCAUAAUUGCUCUCCUGACCAUGGGAGGAUCGGCUUUACAGCGGUCAAAAUAUUUUGUUGCCAUUUCUGUUUAGUAAAGUUUUUUGUUCAUUAUAUUUUUCUUACUUUGUCUUCGGUCAACAGCAAGCGCUGACAACGGAUCACUUAAUACUUUAAAUUAUUUAAAGAUUUUUUUAGUGUAGUAAAUAUUUUCUAUAGUGAAAAAAUGUCGUGAAACGUCUGAAUAAAUAUAAAUAUCUUUACUCUUAAUCAUUAUGAAAAUACUAAGUACUUCGCACUUUUCCCCUUUGAUCUAAUGCCUAUGUACAGGAGAUACUCAUCUGCCUCUUCUAAUCAAUAAUUAUUCAACAACAACAACACAACAGUCUGUGCUGACAUACUGAUGGUCAAGUUAACAAAAUUAAAUAUAGUCGAGUCAAUAAAGACAUAAAACAAGCAAAACUUGGAAACCCGGUGGAACAGCUCCGAUUUUGAUAUUUUUUUUUAUAUUAUUCAAAAUCAGAAACCUUUGGAAGGGGGGAAAUAAUUUUUUUUAUUGUUUAAACAUUAUUUAUGACAUUUUUAUAAAAAAAUCACUUUUAUCGCUUUUUUUUGAAAACAAUAUUAUUAUGUUAAUGUUAGUAUAAAACAUAGUUGUUAAAAUGAGGCUUUUAAUAAUAAUUUAAUAUUUAAACCAUUAAAAUACGAUGUAUUGGUCAAUAUUAUGAAUGCGUUGAGCACUUACGUUAUAUUUAGUUACUUCAUAUAUAUAUAUAUUUUAUAGAUAGGUCCGACAAAUGAAUCCACCCCACCUGAUGUUAAGUGAAGGUGAAGUCCAGACGCGAAGAUAGCUGAUACAGCAGUUCUACCUGCCACACCAGCCAUCCUUACCCUGCCGGCCUGCAUGUUGCUUCCUCACGCCUCUUUUAAAGGAUCCCAGGUUGUAAGAGGGAGGGAACACGUGAGCGGGCAGAGCAUUCCAUUUACGGAUAGUGCGACAAAAAAUGAGUCACCAAAUUUCUUUGUACGCGUUGGAAUUGUGGCCACAGUAAGACGGUGACAACGUAGGCCAGCGCGUGGUCCUCUGAAGGAAAGGGGAAGGUGGGAUAAGAGAGAAUAACUCCUCAGAACACUCGCCGUGGUACAGACGAUAGAACGCGCACGCCACGUCACGGCUCAAGAUGUUGAGUCACCUUCUCAUCGCCUAUGAUGCGGAUCGCGCGCCGCUGUAACCUAUCCAAAGCAUCGAGCAAGUACUUGGCGGAGCCAUCCCAGAGAUGCGAGCAAUAUUCCACGCAGGACCGCACUUGCGUUUUGUACAACAAGCACAGUUGAUCGGGCGUGAAAGAACGCCGCACCUUGUUCAGGACUCCGAGUUUGCGUGAAGCUGUUUUGAUCACGGUUUCGAUGUAGUCCUUUGGAUUCAGGUCUGAGCGAACCUCCAUACCGAGCAUGGAAAUGUUGCUCUGUAGCGGUAGUGUUUUGCCCUGAAGAUGAUAAAUAAAUAAAAUUAAUAUAAAAUAAGAUGACGGGUCAGAUGGUUAUUAAGGAGCUUUUCUAGAACUUUACAUAAAACUGAGAUGACUGCUAUUGGCCGGUAGUUUGCAGGGUCUGAGCGAUCCCCUUUUUUGGGCACCGGUUGCACGUUAGCAUCUCUCCAAGUCUCGGGCACACGCCCCAAAGAAUACGAGCAUUGGUACAAGCGCGUGAGCACAGGAGACAACUCCGUUGCACAAUUUUUUCAGUACUACUGCUGGAAUGCCAUCAGGUCCACUAGCUUUCCGGACGUCGAGUGAUUGCAAUUCGGCAUGAACCUCACACUGCCUCCUGCGGCUUAUGAGCUAGUGUUCCGUCUGGGCAUCUCAGAGGUGGCAGCGAGGGCUGGCAGAAGGUUUUUUGCACGGCUUUGGCCAAACGCCAGUAGCUACAGGAGCGUAGGAUACGUUAUAAGUUCCUGGCCAAUACGUGCAACGCGCUGGGCAUCCGAUGUAAGCCUUCUUACAGGCCUUGGAAGCAAAAUUGUAGGCUGCUUUGAGUGAAUCGACCUCGGAAUCCUUGAGAGCGAUAUAUAUUGGUUGGCCUCUGACCCAAUAUAUAUAUCAUAUAUUUUUUUUAUAAAUAUUUUUUUAUUUAUGUUAACAAUGAAACUAUUAAUUUCUUAUAUUUCAUGAAAUAUAUCCUAACUUUUUUAUGUAUAUCAGCGUCAUGUCAUUAUAUUACAUGAAAGAUCUUAUAAUUAAUUGUUUUUAAAAGUUUUUGAUAUAAUAAAAUGUAAAUUAAAAUUAUUUGUGAUAACAAUAUAAAAACAAUAACAUAAACAUAUUUUUUUUUGUGAAUUUUCAAUUGAUAUUUUAUAAAAAAACAUUUUUUUCCAAAAAUGUUAUAAAAAUUGUUUAAAUAAUAUAAAAAAUUAUUUCCCCCUCUCCAGAGGUUUCUGAUUUCAAAUAAUAUAAAAAAACAAAAUUAUUAAGAAAAAAAUCAUCAAAAUCGAAGCUGUUCCACCGGGUUUCCAGGUAAAAAGCUUCAUUGACUCGACUAAUAGCAAAGACGAAUAGCGAAGUGCUGGCAUCACGGAUACUGUAUAACAUUAGUGUAAAUAUAAAUUUAAUUUAUUUAAAUUUACUCAGGGUCGUAUUUACAAAUCUGGCGCUCCAAGCCACAUACAAUUUGGCUCUCGGGUAAAUACGCCCCUGAAUUUACUUUAAUUAUUUGAAUAUAUGUUAAAAAGACGUUUGAGUUUGAAAUAUCUUGUGUAUAAUAAAUAAGAUAGAGUGCUGGCAUGGCUGACAGCCUAUGAUACAGCCUACACCUGAGUACAAAUAAAGAUCGUUCAUUUAUUGUAAGUAAAUGCUUCAAGCUCACAACACAACUGCAUUUGCAAUAUAAUUUUGGGUACAUUUGAUUGUAACAUUAAGUAGCACAAAAUCUUUGCUAUUAAGCAGAUCUUGCUUUUAGAAUAAAUACUUAUUGUGAUAGAGGUGAAAUAAAAUCUAGUUUACUUUUGUAUUCUGUUUUUCAUUUAAAUAGGUAUGCAACGCUAUAAUGCCACACAAAUUAAAUAAAUCUUAAAAAAUAUAAAUUAAAAACAUGCAUAUUUUAUUUUUUUAUAUAGUGGCACCAUCUAGCGUAGGUACUUUGUCUACAUCAUAUAAAAAUAUCCCAGAAGUUAGAGAAUGAUUGAGAUGAGAAAGAUUUUUAUUACAAACAUAUUUAAAGUGAUCUGUUUUGAAAAAUCCGAUACCGCACGGAUUUGUGUACCUAUUGUGAUUAAUGAAAUCAAAAAGGGAACGGGGUAUUUGACAAGUUUUAGAAACGAUCUCAAGUUAUUAGGCGUCCAUAAAAAUGGAUUAAUCAUCACAAUGUUGUGUAUUUCAGUAAAAAAAGCAAUGAAAAAUUCAAUUUUCAAGUUGCCGCGAAAAGGUUUCUGGACAUUAUGGGCUCGGUAAGCAACGCUCUAAUUUCUACCUGCUACCCUACCUCUCUUGCCGAAUCGGCCUGUUUUCACCCAGAGAUUUGCAAGGAGGCGUAGCGAGGAAUGUAUUUGUAAAAAAACAAUACAACUCUUAACGGGGCGGUUAGCAUAACCCGUAGCUUAAUUGCUACUAAAUCUCUGCUAACCGCCCCUUUAAAAAAAACGCCGUGGUAGAUGAUACUUGGAUCUGUGCUACCUACCCAGUUAAACGAUGGGGUCGAUGGAACAUUUUUUCCCCAACUGUACCGUUAACGGGGCGGGCGGGACAGUAUAUAAGGCGUCCCACGGGUUUGUCACACGGAGGAAAAGUAUAUUGAAGAUAGAAUAUUUUACUGAAAGAAGUCAUCAUUUUAUUUUUAUAAAUAACGAACUGCAUUCACAGAUUUUAUUAAAAUCGCCUGCUACAACUGGGAAUCUAACUCGUGAAAUUUGAAAAGAAUACACAUGACAUAUUUUAUGAUAACCAUCGAAAGGGUUAAUCAGAAGGAUUAUUUUUUCCUGAAUAACAUAGCAUUUUAAAUGAAAGGAA
This is a messenger RNA of Chilo suppressalis (striped riceborer), 13130 nucleotides long. NCBI's taxonomy places the organism in Eukaryota, Metazoa, Arthropoda, Insecta, Lepidoptera, Crambidae. The record is from the annotation of a GenBank genome assembly.